AAAAGAAGAGAAAAGGAAGAGGGGGAAGCGAGCAUGGCGUUGGCAUUCGAUGAGUACGGUCGUCCCUUCAUCAUAAUCAUGGAGCAGGAGCAGAAGGCACGCCUGCGGGGCCUCGAUGCGCAGAAGGCCAACAUCUCCGCCGGACAGGCGGUCGCGCGGAUCCUCCGCACCUCGCUCGGCCCCAACGGUAUGGACAAAAUGCUGCAGAGCCCCGAUGACGACGUCAUCAUAACAAAUGAUGGGGCAACAAUCUUGGAGCAGUUGGAUGUAGAUAAUCAGAUUGCGAAGCUGAUGGUGGAAUUAUCACGCAGUCAAGACUAUGAAAUUGGUGAUGGUACCACUGGAGUUGUUGUUUUGGCAGGCUCACUACUUGAGCAGGCAGAGAAACUAUUGGAACAUGGUAUUCAUCCAAUUAGAGUUGCCGAGGGUUAUGAAAUGGCCUCUAGGAUAGCUGUGGAGCAGCUUGAGCACAUAUCACAGAAAUUUGAAUUUAGUGCACUAAUAUUGAGCCAUUGGUGCAGACUUGCAUGACAACUUUAUCUUGGAAAAUUGUUAACCGCUGCAAGCGUGCAUUAGCUGAGAUUGCUGUUAAGGCAGUUCUCGCUGUUGCAUGCAGAUCUAGAGAGGAAAGAUGUUAAUUUGGAAUUGAUCAAGGUUGAAGGGAAAGUUGGUGGAAAAUUGGAAGACACAGAACUUAUUUAUGGUAUUGUGGUUGAUAAAGAUAUGAGCCAUCCUCAAAUGCCUAAAAGAAUUGAGGAUG
Molecule: messenger RNA, 760 nt
Organism: Zingiber officinale
Lineage: Eukaryota; Viridiplantae; Streptophyta; Magnoliopsida; Zingiberales; Zingiberaceae
Product: T-complex protein 1 subunit epsilon-like
Exons: 3
Coding region: 34-531 (165 amino acids)
Biological process (GO): protein folding
Cellular component (GO): chaperonin-containing T-complex
Molecular function (GO): ATP-dependent protein folding chaperone; ATP binding; ATP hydrolysis activity
Source: RefSeq, a predicted model, not a curated record